AUGGCCAACAUCCCCACGGUGGUGCUCAGCUCGCCGGCCACGUCGCCGCUGCGCCAGCAGCAGCAGCAGCCGCAGAAGGCCGUGCCCUUCGUGUCGCCCAGCACGUCGCGCCGCAACCUGACGCCCCUCAUGAACUCCAUGUCGCCGCAGCCGCUGCCCCGGACGCCCCGCCAGCAGCAGCCGCAGAGCCAGCAGUACAACCACCGGCGGACGCUGUCCAUGUCGUCCGGCCACCAGAAGACGGCCGUCAUCGCCCCCAACACGUACACGGGCUUCGACCUGUCGGGCCGCGCCUACGGCGACGGGUACCGUCCGCGCUGCGAGCUGGAGGACGACAUGGCCGAGAUGCAGGCCUCGUUCCUGUCCCAGCAGCACGAGCCGCUGAUGCGGCGGUCGCCGCGGCCCUACAAGUCCAACAAGUCGUCCUGGCUGUCGCUGCCCGGCGUCCAGGGCAGCGGGCUGGGCCACCGCGCCCCCAAGGGCGUGCUGUUCGGCACCGGCAUCGUGCUCGUCCUCAGCGGCGUCGUCGCCAACGUGCUGGCCUUCUACAUGCUCAGCUUGAAAGGGCGCCAGUACUACCUCGACUUCGGCGUGCUCUCGGCCUUCGCCUCCCUCAUGCUGGGCAUCGUGGGCCUCCGGUCGCGCGUCGGCCACUUGCUCCCCAACCGGAACUACGUCACGGGGUACAUCUUGGUGGCGGCCUUCUCCGUGCUGACGGCGGCCGGGCUGCUGACGCUGCUGCUGCUGCCGCAGCCGCCGCACCUGCCGCGGUCGGCGCGCCUCCACGGCGUCGGCCUCGGCGGCGCCGCGGCCACCAUCGACAUCACGGCGGGGGCGGUGUGCGGCACGGCGGCGCUCACGCUGCUGCUGGCCGCCACCGGCACCCUCACGUCGUACUGCUGCCGGUACCCGCCGCCGGACAACCGCGUCGCCCACGCCGCGCCGACGUUCUCCGUGUGA
Molecule: messenger RNA, 960 nt
Organism: Thrips palmi
Lineage: Eukaryota; Metazoa; Arthropoda; Insecta; Thysanoptera; Thripidae
Gene: spdo
Exons: 5
Coding region: 1-960 (319 amino acids)
Source: RefSeq, a predicted model, not a curated record